Dovyalis caffra is the source of this 666-nucleotide messenger RNA. NCBI's taxonomy places the organism in Eukaryota, Viridiplantae, Streptophyta, Magnoliopsida, Malpighiales, Salicaceae. The record is from the annotation of a GenBank genome assembly.
AUGGCUCUCUACCCAUUCAUCACUCUCUUGGUUCUUCUCUCUUCUGUCCCGCCAAAUGACGAUGUAUUUUUGAGUUUUAGAGACAAAGACUCGAGUGGAAGUUUCGCUGGACACCUCUACAAAGCUCUCAUUCGAGCAGGAAUCCACACUUUCAAAUACGAUAAGGGAAUUCGAAGAGGAGAAAACAUGACAUUAGCAGUAGGCAGAGCACUAAAUAAAUCAAAAAUUUCCAUGAUUGUGUUUUCUGAGAACUAUGCUUCUUCAACUCGGUGCCUCAAUGAGCUUGUGACUAUCAUGGAACGUAGGAGAACUUCUGGACUCGUUGCUAUUCCCAUUUUUUACAAAGUGGAUCCAGCCGAAGUUGAAGACCGGACAAAGAGAUACGGUGAAGCAUUUGCCAAACACGAAGAGCGAUUCAAGGAGCAGGUGUAUAGAGUGAAGCAAUGGAGGGCAGCCCUUAAAGAAGCUACAAGCCUUGCAGGGAUGGUUUUACAUGACCGGUCAGAGACAGAAUUUAUUCAAAUGGUCGUUAAAAAGGUUGAAAAAAGACUGAACUCCACACUGCCGAAAGUUCUUCCCGCUCAGAGUGUUCCCUCUUAUUGGCCAAUUAAUUUAAGAAAUUUGGCUUACCAUCCAUUUUCUGUUGCUCGAGAAUUGAAGUACUAA